Oppiella nova is the source of this 822-nucleotide messenger RNA. Lineage: Eukaryota; Metazoa; Arthropoda; Arachnida; Sarcoptiformes; Oppiidae. The record is from the annotation of a GenBank genome assembly.
AUGAAUUGUCUGAACGCAGAGAUCUAUUACAUCAGGAAUGGUAAAGUCAAUGAUUACGCCCUCAAGUUUAUGGUAACGGUUCCCACAGAGAUAUCUGAUUUGCACUUCACAUGGUUUACAGUGAUUCCUAAGGUGGGCUACAGUAUUGGCUUCCGAGUGAGUGAUGGAACAGCUCUGGAGACUCCAAAAAUCAAUAUCUCAGACAUGGGUUACGUUCCCCUUAGAGAACAAGUAUUCGGCGUAUCUCUUCAGUGCACGGGAACCAAGAGUACGGAAGUGGAGGUUCAGAUGAUGGUCAACAUAACCAUGUCGUCGCACAUGCCUUACAAUCACACGGAUCUGAUUCUUAAGAGGAAAAAGAUUUGCAGAAAAAGCGACACGAAGUCGAUCGCAAGUAAUGAAAGUGUGGACAAAGUGGACGAUAAGAUAGUGAGAGUGGAUGAGCCCGUGUUGGCCACCAAUCCGUCCGCUUACGAGUCGUAUCUCUACAUAAUAGUCGGCUGCGCCAGUGGUCUCAUACUAGUAGUCGGAGUGUUGGCGCUCUCGUGUUAUUUCUAUUACGUGAGGCCCAGAAAGGAAAGGCAGACACAAACUGCUGAUUUCACGGGAAGUCUGACAAACCUGUCGUCCACAAAGUCGGGCCAAAUCUACUUCCGAGUGGACACACCUAACAAUCUGACCAUUAAUAAGAACGCCAGUCAUUACUCGAGUUUCCGGGGCUUUCUGAACGCACCGCCCGUCUCCCUAUACCGCACUCUCUCAGUGCCCGCACACAUAAUGCACGCCAAACACAGCGCCGCCAACAGAUCCAGUGAUACGAUG